This is a messenger RNA of Trypanosoma theileri, 1302 nucleotides long. Its product is annotated as putative ras-related protein rab. Gene Ontology annotation, molecular function: GTPase activity; GTP binding. The transcript has a single exon. Gene Ontology annotation, biological process: phagosome-lysosome fusion; endosome to lysosome transport. Lineage: Eukaryota; Euglenozoa; Kinetoplastea; Trypanosomatida; Trypanosomatidae. Gene Ontology annotation, cellular component: phagocytic vesicle; lysosome; late endosome. The record is from RefSeq and is a predicted model, not a curated record. The coding region runs from base 1 to 1302 and encodes 433 amino acids.
AUGUCUUCAAAAGUCGAAUCGAUAGCAAUCACUGGAGAAAGGAAGAACAAUGCCGUGGGAUUUAAGGGCAAUAACUCCACCGGAAUUAUAAACAGCAAUCGUGUAGGGAAGGAACUUGAUAUUAAGGUGGUUUGUGUGGGGGCAGCCAAUACCGGUAAAACAACAUUUCUUCGUUAUUGGGAAUCUGGUGAAUGUCCUUUGCAUUUAUCCACAACCAUUCAAAUGGAAUUUCACAGGCGUGAGAUGACCAUUGCCGUACCCUCAUAUGCCUACUAUGAGAAGUCACACCGCUGUGAAGAGGCUUCUUCUUCUUCUGUUAAUAAUAAUAAUAACAGUAGUUACCAGGAGUGUAAAGUGCGUUCACAACAUUCAUCUCAUAAAACCACUCAAUUACCUAUUCCUACUACUCCACCUAGUAUAUCUAGUGGAAAUAAUAACUGGAAUAAUGGUAAUAGUAGUAGCAGUAAUAGUAAUAACUACAGUUCAUUGCAGAAUCCAUUUGGAGAUGAUUAUCGUAUUAUACCACCGAGUAUGCCUUCUUUUUAUACUCCAGCCACUUAUUGUAGUUCUCGUAGUGAUAGUGAUAAUAAUAAUAAUAAUAAUAAUAAUGACAAUGGUGACAAGGAUAAUGAACAGGUAGAGUGGUCACUUACCCAUGUACCAGCUAUUGUUAAAGUGUGGGAUAUACAAGGUCAAGAGAGCACUAAAAAGAUGACGCGAAUAUUUUAUACAGGAGCUAUAGCAGUACUUAUAUUUUGUGAAAUAAGCAGUAGUAGUGAUUCUCUUGCUAAUGCCCUUUCAUGGAAGAAUGAUGUUGAACAGAAGAUUUUUAUUCCCAAAACGAAAUGGCCAAACUCUACUAGUAGAAACCCGGUCCAUCAAAAACAACAAAAACAACAACAAGAAAAGCAAGAAAAAGGAGAAUCGAUGGAAAAGGAGGAAUAUGCAAAUCCACCUUGUUGGCUUGUUGUGAACAAAUAUGAUCUUCUCUCUCUUCUUCCCACACCGCCUCUCUGGGCAUCCCACACCGCACUGGAUCACUGGUGUGCCCAACACGACUUUGCGGGUUGGACGUACACCGCUGGUCGAAGGGGUAUUAAUGUGGAGGCGGUCAUGCAGGCUCUCAUUGCGGAGGCAGUGAGGCGAUUUCCACAGCAGUUCUCUAUUGUUUCUGGUAAAAGGAAUAAUUCUGGUAAUCAUACAAAUGAUGAUGAUGAUGAUAAUGAUGAUGAUAUGGCAAUAGUGCCUCGAACACGGAAUCGGCAGUAUAAACGCCCUGAAGGUGGAUGCUGUAGUAAGUGA